Messenger RNA from Paramuricea clavata, 3175 nucleotides. NCBI's taxonomy places the organism in Eukaryota, Metazoa, Cnidaria, Anthozoa, Malacalcyonacea, Plexauridae. The record is from the annotation of a GenBank genome assembly.
UCAGAAUUGAUUGAAUUGUGCGCAACAUCCAAGCACUGGUUAAAGUUAACAAUAAUUAAGAAAAGCUAGAUUAUUUCGUCAAAAACUCUAUAAAAGGAAAUUUAUACACUUCGAGAAAAUGAAGCUAAUUGUGUUUAGUCUGUGUUUACUUGGUCUAGUAAGCUGUAGUUUCCAAUGCAGCCCUCCUGGCAUUCCUAACUGGAAACCAUUGAGCAUUGAAGAACGCGCACGUAAAGCACCGUUAGUAAUCAAGGCAUAUCUCGUACAAAGUUUCGCUAACAUUUUAUCGGCUACAACUCCUCGCUCACGACGAUGCUUCCAUGUAACUCAGAUUUAUAAAGGUAGUCUGUACCCAGGAGAUCAUAACUAUAUAUGUGCUGAAAGGUUUGGAGAUGGCGCUCAAUGUUUGUCAGACGUGUCGUAUGGUCAGCCAUAUAUUAUCUUCCUGAAUAAAAUAAAGAAUAGUUAUGUAGCACGUUAUGACGAUAUACAUUCAGCUGUUGUCCGGUUUGAUCAAAUUUCAUUGCAAGAAGAAUUAAGAAAAGGUCUCUGCUGUCCUUCUAAUAGAGGUGAGUAAAGCAGUAUAUACUUCUUUAAUAAUUCCCACACUCGUGGCCCGCCAAUGCCACUAUCAGCACAACGACAUGCGGCUAUAGGCCUGAUCGUUUACGAGUCAUUAGUAAAUAGAUAUUUAUUUAACUUGCUUCAAGCCGCGACUAAAAUAAAUCCAGGGGAAGAAUUAGAAAACUACAGCCACUAAGUCGAAACUGUCAAAAACAAGUCGCGAGUGACGCGUUGUAAGUUAAUUGUCUGCAUACGUACGUUAUCACAGAACAGACUACACAGAAGCCCGACUUCGUGGUUUUUCCUUUCAAUUCGUCAUCAAAAUGCUGACGCCAUGGGCCUAGCCCAGAGGGCCUAGGCAGUGCGCGUUUGAGAGGCGUGGAAGUGGUUACUAGAGUCGACAUUCUGUUAUUGUAUAUCUUUGUUCUGUGACGUUAUGCCCUGCCGUAGUCUAAAUAAAUUAAUUAAACUUGUCUAAACCAACCAUUGGGCUGCGACGUAUUUUCGCUGCUAUAAAUAAAGUAAUAAAUGAUGCGAAUGUUUAAGUUUGUAUGUUGAAAAUGUCGUACUCAUCCUUUCUUAGUGUACGAACAGUUAAAUUACAGAGAAAUCCUCAGAGAUAUGAAAAACUAGUUUCAUAUUAUUCUGGUACUGCAAAGAACAACGAAAAAUUCGUUGCCUUAAUAAUAGGUAAUUCCAGCUAUGGACUAAAUUUUGAUCUAGGAAAGAAGAACAAAAUCCAACACCACAGCUAGAAAGAGCAUGCUAAAAUUAGUAAAAUUGCAAAUGGUUGCGAAAUGUUGUAAAAUGCGGAAAACAUAGCCCUGCGAAAUUUGCAAAUUUUGUAUGAAUUUCUAUUACGCGCGGGAAAAUGCACCACAUUAAUACAAAUUAAUACAAAAUUUGAAAAUUUCGUAGGGCUAUAUUUUCCUCAUUUUACAACAUUUCGCAAUCAAACUUUGCAAUUUUACUAAUUUUAGUAAGAUGCUCUUUCUAGCUGUACAUGUGGUGAUGGAUUUUGUUCUUCUUGCCUAGAUCAAAAUUUAGCCGUUUAUAGCUGGGAAUCAUCCAUUGAACAGAAUUCAAACUUUCUAGACCGUGGGUCAAAUUGACUUCAUUACUUAAUAAUGCACUAUUAAUUACCUGAUCAUGCAUGUAUUUGCCAAUAUGGCGAACUAAUCAAGUAAUGCUUCAUGGGAAUUUCUUUUUUUUAAAUUCAUAGAUUGUAAUAAACAACUUCCGUGUAGUCGCAAUGGAUGUGGAGUUACACUAUGUGAUUGUGGACUUCGCCCAAAAGGUAAAUGUUAUCCUAAUUAAUGCAUGUUUCAUCAUAUGGGUGCAUUCUCUUCUCAUUGCUUUGGGAACCGUUCUCCAAGGCCCAUGCUAUCUACAUUUUAUUCGCGAAGUGCAUACAUUUUGUUGUCUAUUAAGUCUGGUUUCCAUAUGGUCGUAAAAAUAGAGUCACGAUCUUUCUCAACGGCCAGUUUACAAUAGUUUAUACCUGUAAACCACAUAUAAAUCAUGAUUAUUCUCUAGUUAUACUCACUCCGCAUAUUUUCAGUUCUAAAAUGUUGUAUUUCGGCUGAUCGUUACGACCGUUACGACCAUUUGGUACCCCCAGGCUUUAUAGCCUAUAAAACGAAUAGGAUCGUCACAUAAUUUAUUUUUAUUUUGGUGUCAGUUCAGUACAAACCUGUAAGAGUUGUCAUUAUACAUAUUCGGAGUGACCGACAGACUGUUGUUUUCGAAAAUCGAAAUAAAAUCGUUGACAAUAUAUAUAUAUAUAUAUAUAUAUAUAUAUAUAUAUAUAUAUAUAUAUAUAUAUAUAUAUAUAUAUAUAUAUAUAUAUAUAUAUAUAUAUAGAGAGAGAGAGAUAUAUAUAUAUAUAUAUAUAUAUAUAUAUAUAUAUAUAUAUAUAUAUAUAUAUAUAUAUAUAUAUAUAUAUAUAUAUAUAUAUAUAUGCAAUUUCUUACCAAAUUACACAAUUGUAUAGAGAAACGAUCGAGGGCUUACCGGUGCAUCGACUGGUAUCCCGGGGGUGAUAAGCCCCUAUGUAUUAUACUUGAUGUGGUUUGUUAAAUUUUCUGCAGGCUCAACACCUGGAAUACCUGGAAAACCUGGCCCACCAGGAAGCAAUUGAUACAGGAGCAUCAAUUUUUGGUAAACUAUUGCUAGUAUUCCUAGGUUAACCGGACUUUUUUAUGAUCGUAUAGACAAGAUUAUAGCAUGUAGUUUACUAAUGACCAUAUUUAUUUAACAAAUGGAAGAAAACCUGGUCCACCGAGCAGCAAAGCAAUACAGGAACAUGUAUUUAUAGAUAAAUGUUAACUGAACCUUUUAUAAUAUCUAAGAUUAAAAAACUAUAACAACUUAUACUGUGUUUGCAUAAUUAUACUAAUGUGUUUGUCUCAGUAAUGAAUGAAGAACAGUCAUUUGGAACUGACCUCUAAUUGCAAUUAUAAACCUCCUUCUCGGUUUAUAACUCUAACUAAAUCGGUCAAAUACCGUCAACAUUUUUUGUCUGAAUGGUGUAAGUUUUCGCCUUUUAAAACUUCAGGCCAGAAAUUUGUACUUUAAAUUCACUAAAUUAAGGAAUUAACAAAUAGAUAAG